Messenger RNA from Fundulus heteroclitus (mummichog), 5797 nucleotides. It is a transcript of the gene arhgap30, whose product is annotated as rho GTPase-activating protein 30. NCBI's taxonomy places the organism in Eukaryota, Metazoa, Chordata, Actinopteri, Cyprinodontiformes, Fundulidae. Gene Ontology annotation, biological process: small GTPase-mediated signal transduction. The record is from RefSeq and is a predicted model, not a curated record. Gene Ontology annotation, molecular function: GTPase activator activity.
GUUUAGUGGUUUUUUUGCGUCAUCGUUUUAUGCUGCUUCUUGUGUGCCGUUGCAGAGUGAAGGGUGGAAGGCUAAAGGUUUGUCCCAAGACUCCAGCUUUAAAAUGCGAUACAGCUCACACAGGUGGCAAAGUUUCCAGAGGCAGCAGCAGCGCGGUAGAAUCCCUGACAUGCACACGUCCUCCGCCGAGUCACUGUCACACUAACCAGAGUCGGUGAGAGACAUCCAGCGCAGGCAGCCGGCAGCCUGAGCUGACAGAGGAGCACCGGAGGCCGCUCUGAAUGUGACGGGGAGACCGAAGGCAGGAAGAGAUGCGGAGAGUUCGAAGAAAAGGGGCCAACAAAGAAAAGGUGUUUGGAUGUGAUCUGCUGGAGCAUCUCACCGCCUCCAGUCAGGAGAUUCCCCUGGUGUUACGAUCCUGCAGUGAGUUUGUGGAGCAACAUGGCAUCGUGGACGGCAUCUACCGGCUGUCUGGGGUUUCAUCCAACAUCCAGAAACUAAGGGGUGAGUUCGAGGGCGACGGAGCUCCGGAUCUGAACAAGGAUUUGUACCUGCAGGACAUCCACUGCGUCAGCUCUUUGUGCAAAGCGUAUUUCAGAGAGCUGCCCAACCCUCUGCUCACCUACCAGCUGUAUGACAAGUUUGCUGAGGCGGUGGCCAUCCAGCUGGAGGAGGACAGGCUGGUAAAGAUCAGGGAUGUGCUGAAGGAGCUACCGGAGCCUCAUUACAGGACUCUGGAGUUUCUGAUGCGUCAUCUGGUCAGGAUGGCUUCAUAUUCCUCAGAGACCAACAUGCACGCUCGUAACCUGGCCAUCGUUUGGGCCCCCAACCUGCUCAGGUCCAAGGACAUCGAGGCCUCUGGAUUCAACGGCACGGCGGCCUUCAUGGAGGUUCGGGUCCAGUCCAUCGUGGUGGAGUUCAUCCUCACCCACGUCCCUCAGCUGUUUCCUCUGGAAGGUGGGUCUGCAGAGAGAAGGAAGUCCCUCCCCUCGCCGUCGGCGCUGCCCAGUCAGGAACUUGUGUUCUUCAAGUCUCCGCAUAACUUCGGGAACAUCAGUCCAGGAGACGGACCGCUGGCGAUCAGACCCUACCACGCGAUCAUCGAAGGCACAGACAAGAGGAAAGGAUCGCUCAAAGGCAGGAAGUGGAUGUCCAUUUUUAACAUCGGCGGUCGGUUCCCAGACCCACGACGGAGACACAAGCAGUCCGCCAAGGAAAAAGACAGAACGUCUCUAAGACCUGCGAGAAGCAUGGACUCCCUCAGCACACCGACCUACCCAAACGAAGGUUCCAGGCGUUCAGGGCCGCGUCCUCCCUCCACCAACUUGUCCCCUGUCGUCACGCCCUCCCCUCAGCCGUGCUCAGACACCCCAGUUUCCACCAGUGGAUUAGGUAGCAGUGAAUAUGCCGUGACCUACCGCAGAGGAACGGGCCUGGUGAGCGGCGGGACAGGGACCCAGGGCACCUACACAGCUCUGGACCCAGAAGGCUUAGCGGUACCGGGCGGCGACGGCGUUCAGUCCAGGUCCCCGGGACUCUCCAACAAGGCAAGGAGAGCUGCCAUGCACAUCACCGGCCCCACCAUGGUCACCGUGCCGCUGCACAUCACCUCCAACCUGGCGCUGGGGGUGCUCCAGGGGGGUGGCAGUGACAGGGUCAUCCUCCGCGGACGCGACAAGGACGGAGGGGACAGGCAGGACGGCAAGGAGGCGGUGGCAAAGAUCGAGAUCAAGGAACCAAAAGGGAUGGAGUGGAACGUGGAGGAGAGCAAAGACGGCGAGCGGAAGGACGAGAGUCAAAACGAAAAGGAAGAGUUGAGCACGGGAGGAAGUAAAGAGGAAGCAGGAGACGCUGUGGAGGAGGAGAACGAGGGAGUAGGAGGAAAAGGAGACGAGGAGCUGAGAAAAGAUCGUGGAAGCGAGGAGGAGACGCAGGCGGGAGACCAACGUGUGCCGAGGGAGAAACGAGACGAAAGCCUCGACUCGAGCGCAGGAGAUGAUCAUGAAAUUGUUGCAGAGGAGGACCAUGACAGUGAAUACAUGGAAAUGAAAGGACCAGAGUGGACCCCCUGCCAGGCAGCAGCAUCCCAAGGGCACGAAGAUGAUACCGUGUCUGACUCGGAUCUUUUUCUAAACUCAACGGAAGUCGAGGGAGAGGAGGACGAUCACAAGCUGUCCGGCUACAUCCAGGACAACUUUGAGUUCCUGGACCGGAUAGACUGCAGCGUCAUGGACCACAUGGACUGCAGCGUGUCCUGUCAGGUCAACGAGUUCUCUGUGGAGCCUCCGGGUCACUCCGAUGAUGAGUAUGAGAUCAUGGUGCAAGCCGAAAGACCCACCCAGAGUGUGACCGAGCCCAAUCCACACCGACCGCUCAGCCUAGACGUGAACAGCCGACACACUAAAUCCCUCAGCCUGCCCUACAUGACAUCCCCCAUACAAGGCCCGGAGGAAGACUCCUGCUCCGACGAAGACCUCUCAGAAGACGAUGGAUGUGAUUACAGCAGCGACGACGACGAGAGCAUGUUUGUCAAGAGCCUGCCACCGGACUUCUUUCUGAGCAACCUCUCUGGACUUGAAACCGAAAGCGGAGACUGUCCCAGUCCCGACGGAGAUGUCCUACACGAGUUACAGCGAUCCAAAGAAGGAAUUUACCACCCGGCGGAUGUUGAACUGUCUGUUUGUGAAGAACCAACUGAGCGUGUGCAGGAGAAAGCUGGAAGCGAGGAAGAGAAGGAAGAAACGGAAAAGCUGGAAGAGGAUGAAGUUCAUCACGCAGGAGAUCAGCUCGAAAACGAUACACCGAGAGCAACAGAUGAAUCCCAGAGCGCCACCGAAGACGAUCAAAGCGAAAAACGCCUGAUUUCAGAAGCAUCGGCGAGCUGCUGUGAGGAGCUGGAGCUGCCGAGCAUCGAGGGCGACCAGGAAGCCAACGGUUCGACCGGAGCAACGGUUGUAGAGGAGCCUGGAGAUGCGUCUCUCCUGCCAACGCCACCCCCUGAAAGCUGCGCCGGCGAGGAUGUGACUGAAAGAGAGGAGACGUGUGAAGAGUCUGCUCUGCCGGAGCCUGAACCGGACGGUGGUGGCGGACCAGACGACACAAAGGCCGAGGAGGAAGAGGAAGAGGAGGAGGAGGAGGAGGAGGAUGCAAACAGUAGGACAAAUAGUGACAUUUGGAGUGAGCUUGAGGAUGUCGUUUGUGAAGUGAUCGAGGAUGAGGAGAGCGAGCAGUCUAAGAGGAAUGCCGCUGCAGAGGAAGAUGUACAAAAAGGUGGAGAAGCAGAGGAGCAAGAAGCGACAGAGGAGACAAAGGUUAGAGCGGAGGAAGAGAAUUUAUCGCAGAGGCCAAAUUUAGGAAAGCCGGCAGAUGAAGCAGCGGGGCAUGAGAGAAACGAGCACGAGUUGAACCAAGAAGUUCAGCAUCACGACGGAGAGGAAGUGGUUUCCGAAGAAGCAGAAAAGGAGAAGGAAGACGCAGACGGAGCAGAAAGCAGAACACAACAGAGCGCCGACAAACAGCCUCCGAGCUCGGCUGACGUCAGGGACCCGAAGGACGGAGGCGGGCCUGCGAACGGCGACGGCAGCUCAGGAGGCGUCGGCAGGAAGCUGGUGGUCUCCAAGCAGCCUAAGGUGUACCAGGUCAAAGCCGUGCCGGUGGUGCCGCCGAAGCCCCAGCACUGCAAGAUCACCGCCCUGACCCUCCGUCACCAGCAGCAGCAGAGAGACAGGAGGGACAACACCCUGAAGGUCCACGCCGAGCAGGAGCGAGACGGCGAGACGGGCGACGGCGAGCACGCCGACAGACGGGAGAGGUCGUCCGUGCUCAGGGAGAAGAGGAGGGAAGGGCUCGAAGGCGGCGGGAGGGACGCCAAGAGGAACAGCCCUCUCAGCAUGUGCUUCGACGAGGCCGUGGCCAUCGCCACGCUGCGGCGGGAGAAAGAGCGAGGCCGAGAAGGGGAGGCGGAGCCGGAAGGGCCGGGGAAGUGAAGGAGCGAUGGAGGCGGGCGGAGGAGAGGCUUCGGUUUCAGCACCUGUGUGCGAUGCGGCCCUGUGCCCAGAUUUACUCGUGGGAGUCCUGGCACCGCUGUAGUAAAACUUUAUUGUUUUAUUUUAUGAUCGCUGACAUUUUUUUUUUUUUUUUGUCAUUGCUGUUAAUAUUUAGUUUUAUUUGGUUUUACGGGGCGUCGUAAGCGUAUCGUCCUUUAAGAAGAAAAGGAGAUGCAUACACCUCCCUCUGCAGUUACUGUCCCUCUCCUCUGAGGAACGCGCAAAAAGCCUUAAAAAAAUGCCAAAAGAAGUGUUUUUGUCACAAAAUCAUUGGACUUAUCGCCGUCCGUGUUACACGACCGCCUCUUUGCCAGCUCCUGCAACAUUUCAGGAGUUGAAGCACGCAGAGAGAGAGAGAGAUGUAGGUCUGGGGUGGCCAUUACAGAAGUUUAGUUUUGUGUCUGGUGGACAAUUUCUGUGAUAUAUUUCUGCUGAAGGUGACGGCGCUGACUCACUUUCAGACAUUUUCUAUUUAAAAUGUCUUUUUAAAGAGUUCACUUAUUCCCCAACUCUAACAAGUUUCCCACUGAAAUGGCUCUACAGCAUCACAGAUCCUCCAGCUAACGUCCCGGUGAACACGUGACACCGUUUGCAUUUACUCGUCCUGGAGUGUUUGUCAAUGAAAAGCUCAAUAAUAUCCCAUCUGAUCGAAGCUCAGCGUUUCAGCUUAAACCUACUUUUGAGUUUGGCAAAUGCCGGACAUUUCAGCUGUUUUAAACUAUAUUUUCAACUAUUUCUCGGACUCUAGGAGUAAACUCAAUUAAUAGCUAUUUUCAAAUGUGAAGUCCAACCUCCCUAGCUUGUCAUUCAGCUGAUCCCUAGCUGAAUGACAAUUCUCUCUCGUCUUUCCCGUUUUGAAGAACAGCUAUGAGAAACUGGCCUCCAUCUUACGUCAUAUUUGUACCCCCCCCCCAGAUAUACGUUAGAAAUUAUAGGUUCUCAGAUGCCAGCAACCACUUAGAAACCUAGAGGAUCAAUUAAGACAAUGGUUGUGUAAUUUCUGUUGUGGAAAUUGUGAAGUGAGGCACAGGAUCAUGUGAAAACAAUUAUUUUAAACAUUAGAGUUUUAACCCCCUCCCCAUUGACCAAUAGUGCUAAAAUAAAAAGGUAUAUUUUUCUUCAUUUUCUACUAUGAAAUGUUGGCACCGCAAUGAAAGAUGAAUCUAAUUCUUCACCUGUUUGUUAUUUUUCUUCAGGAUUUUUAUUUUGCUUUUAUCAGGCACAUAUGAAAUAAGAAACAUUUUAAAUAAAAGAGAGUUUGGUUUUGAUGGCCAUGGUAUGAUCUGGCCAGACUGAGUCUGUUAUGAUGACAUUUAGGUGGUUAUUAUAUUCUAACGACAGGAUGGAGAAUCGUAGAUAUAUUAUUCACGGAGCGCCUUAAGGAUUCUGCCUGAAAUUAGUCUAAAUAAACCAUGAAAUGAAAGCAAAACUGGAGGAUGGAACAAAGUAUUUAGUGCUGCUCCAACAUCACACAUCAGACGGAUCAACAAGUUUUAUAAAUACUCUUCAUUUCUCAUGCCCUGUGUGUGACGGUUGUAUAAAAGAAAGCAUUUCACCUUGUUUACCUGCAUUUUCAUUCUCAACAUCUGAAGAUUAGUCUUGAAACUGGCUCCAUAGCACUCAUUGUUUGCACUUGUUGGCUAUGGAAAAGUGUUUUCUAUACAAAGUUCAUGUACAUAAAUAGUUUAUCUCAAAUUGAUUGAUUGACGAGUCUGGUUUGAGGCUAAUGAAUAAAGAAUAUUGUGAAUGGG